Linepithema humile (Argentine ant) is the source of this 5531-nucleotide messenger RNA. NCBI's taxonomy places the organism in Eukaryota, Metazoa, Arthropoda, Insecta, Hymenoptera, Formicidae. The record is from RefSeq and is a predicted model, not a curated record.
UAAAAAUUCCGAUCGAUCGGUCUGCAAUUAUUCUAUUCAUCUCCAUUGAACUGAAAGCUCGCGCAAAAUCGUGUCAUAUUUCGUUGAGGAAGUUCUAGCGAAACGUGAGCACUUUCUCGAGGGAGCAAGGCGUCUACCUACGCUGCAAUUCGCCCGGCCUAUAUUUAUAAAGCACGACCUCGUGGCACUCGCGUUUGCCACUACCGCCUACCUAUCAUGGUCCCGCGUGCAAAUCAGCGCGCUGUCUAGUUCUCUUCUUCCUAAUUUCCGAACGUACGAAAACGGGUCAGAGAGCUAUUUUCGCGCGAAACGACCCUCAAAGCCUCGAAAGUACCGCAACGACGCGAUACCUCAUUAAACCAAAUACCACGUAUUUUAUCACGCUACCGCGUCAUACUUCCUUCUUCUGCUUCCGCUAGUUUCGAUCGAUUUCAAAACGUCGCUAAGGUGUCCAAUCAAAGUGGCGUACCGAAAUGUCAGAAAUAGAAGAUCUGCAGAACGCAUCGAAACAGGAUGACACUCAAGAAGACACAGCGGAAACAGCAGAGAUCGACAAUGAAGAACCGAGCUCGAUAGAGGAAUCAGAUAGUUCCGAGUUAUCGGAAAAGUUGUCUAAGACGGAAUCAGAGGAGGAACGAGAAUCAAUUAAAGAGGAAGAACAAAAAGAGACGCCGAGUCACGAAAAGUCGCAAAAGGAAGAAACGCCAAAUUCAGAACUGGCGACCAUCACGAGGAGCGCGUCGUCGGACGACAGCAUGCCAGCGUCAAUGUCGGGGACCGCCGUGAAACAGGUGGAACCGGGCGAGCCGAGGAUACCGCCGGCGACCGCGGCCGGUGCCGAAGAUGCAACACAGCAACGUCACGUCAGGAGCGGUCCUAGCACGACAGUUGGUGAGUGGAAUUCAUUGCCGGUACUGGUAGAACGUCUGCGCGAGGCGGUCGAGCUGUCCUUGGCAGCGGGUCACCGACGAGGAGGCGGCGGCGUUGACGAACCGACGUCGACGUCACUCACCGAGCCUGUCGACAUCGAUCGAUCGCGCGCACGCCAUUCCAUGGAACAGGCGUUGCUCACCGGCGGCUGCGACCACGAUGAUCUCGAGUCGAAGAAGGACGAGCUCAAGUUCCUGGAGGAUCUGCUGCUGUCGGACAUCCAGACCGCGCUCUCCCGUCUGCGCGAGACGUUGGAGCGUACGGAUGUCGCGACGCUCGCGAAACACGGCGGCGUGUCGGACCCUACGAGCAAGCUGCAUCUCCUGCGUCUGGUGUCGAGUCUGUUGUCGCGGCUGCAAGUGCCGGAGGAGGGAGCGGGGGGCGGAGGCGGGACGACCCGGACGACCGACAUCGCGGUGCAAAGCGGCGGCGUGCCCGUCGGAAGAAGACGUCGCGCUGUCAGGCACACCAUCGGCGUUUCCGCCGAGGAAAUCGCUCACGCGAGGAAGCAGCUGGAGGAGAGCAGCGCGGACUUGGCGAGACUGAACGACCAAGUCUCGGGUCAACGGCGGGAGUUGUUACUCCCAGCGAAGCACAACGCGACGAACAGCAACGAGAGACAUGUGGAGGAAAUUCAUGACAAGUACACGAAGGACGCGAUUAAUCAGCGUCAGUCGUUGCGCGACAAGAACAAAGAUUCCCACGGGGAUGUCGGCGCGUACCGACUGCUAGCCCCGUCGCAAAUUGACGUCGCAAAUUACGCGGACCGGCCGAUCGCCGCGGAAACGGUGAACGAUGCGAAUACACAUCGAAGCCGACGCCGGGGCAGCGUCGACAGUUAUCAAGAGAAGGAGAGCGACGACGAGGAGACUGCGAUGAAAAGAGCGAACGAGGAGCAAAGUCGCGUGACGAAGCUUGCGGCGGCGCUUCGGCAGCGCGCAGAAUUUCUCAGUGCAAACAAAAACAACAACAACAACAACAACAAAUUCACGGUGAAGAAGUCCAAGAUCAAGCGCGCUAACACCAUCGACAUACCGAGUUAUCUCAAGCUGCAGGCCGGGAAUCUCGGUUACGACAAUCCCGGCUGCAUUCUGCUGCGACGACCUAUCAACGUGAGCGACAAGAUCACCUCGAACACGUCCAACCCCGCUGUGCCGCCCUCGUUUCAACCCAGAACGGAGAACGACAAGAAGUUCUUGGCGCUCAUCAACCGGAACAACGAGACGCAGGCGGUCAACACCGCGCCCGCUUUCGUCAAGUCCUUCGGCUACACGAAGAGGACGGACACAUCCGCGCACGAGAAUUGGAACAGCCGGUUCUCGAAUAUUAAGACGGCCUUCGACAAGCCGUCCGCCGUGAGCGAGGAGAGCAAGGCGUCUUCGAAGCCGCAGCCUUCCGCGAAACGUUCUCCGGGUUUUGCGCCGCAAACGUCCCCGAGCGCGACGCACAAGAGAGCACAGAUUGACGGCACCUCGCACAACAGCUUCCCGUUCGCGAACGCGAACGUCGCGAAGUCGGACGCGGGUUUCAGACACGCGCCUUCGUCGUUAUUCCGAAAAAUCGACAAGUCGCAGACUCCCAAGUCGCCGCCGAUCCAUCACUGGCAAAGGGAGAACGUGCCAGCCAACACGAAUACCUUGCGAGAGAAAGCCAGAAUUAUGUUCGAUCGAGAUAACGCUCAAUCUCAACCGCCGUCCAAGUUCAACGUGAGCAAAAAUUCGCAAAAGUCAGCCUUCCCUCGACCGCCGUGGCUCGAACACGACAAGAACGAGGGUAAAUCGAGCAACAUGGUCACCGAGAACGGACGAUUGGAUUAUCGGCUGUUCUGCAAGCAAUUCGCACCGUUCAUCGGCAAGAAUACCACUCCGGAGUCGAGGAAAUCGCAGAACAUCGAGGAAUCCCGCAAACGCAACCAGCACUCGAACGCGCAUUGUAAAAAUGUCGCGUCGCCGAGCGAGAAACUCGGCGCGACGAACGGAAGAGCUCCCUUCAAGAUAUUCCCCGCGCAGGAAUCGCGGAUCGAACACUAUUAUCCAAAUGAGCCGCGCCGCGAAGCCGAGGGAGCAAUUCGGGACAAACUUCACAGCAAAAAGGACACGUUCGAGCCCGCCGAGACGCGCGGUGACAAGAGCCCGUUCGACGUUGCAUUCGCGAGGAAUGCAGCCGCAUUCGACGCAACGCUCAGAGGUGGCUCCUCGUCCGUUCAGACGGCGGUUGUCAACGGCGAUGCUCAUCCGGAAGAGACGCGUGUGCUUCGCGUGGCUCCUAAAAUCUCGAAAGACCUGCGCAACAACGUGCCGAAAAUAGAACUCAGCGAACAGUGGCUGAUGCCUCGAGAUGAGCGCAGCGUCAAUCCGACAUCGGAAUCGAGUUAUCGCUCUGAGAAUCCAGGGCACUUGAUUCUAGAUCACAAUCGGAAUUAUCAUCCCGCGAGCACAAUAGACAUUGCUCCGAAUGAAACUUCGCCCUUCGCAAACAAGAAUGCGUGCAACCUCGUCAAGGAAGACGCCGCUUGUGUGCUAAAUCCGACGGAGAACGUCGUUCCUUUUCGAACGACUUCCGAUCAUCCGGCGGAAGAGCGGGAGAUUUUCCAAGUGAAGUCGCAAAAUGAAAAUUCUUUCUCGUACAAGCCAGCAAUCGAUAAUCGAUCGCAAAUAUAUUCGAAUUACUCCUCAGGCAUUAAACCGUUCGAGAGUGAAAUGUCAAAUACGUCGUGCGAAGUCGACAGGCAAGAUUUCCUGCGUGCGAAUGACGGCGCAUUGCCGGAGGAGCAAAAUAUUCAAAAUCAGGACAUCAGCGCGGACGCCGGCGUUGUCACGCGGUACACGUGUGCUAUAGCGACCGUCGCGUCCGCGGACAUUCCAGAAGCGCGAUCGGAAGGAAUCAGACCGGAAUCCAGGGAAUCGCUCUCCUCGUCUCCGUCGCAACUCGGAUCGUAUUCUAGAGCGACAAGCAGCGACGCGAGCGCGACCGAGAAUGAAAUACGCCGACACAACAUGCUGCAGCAGAGUCUCGUCCGUCGGCUGCAAAACGAGCGUACGAUGUUGAACGAUUAUCGCGACGCGCUUAUACCGAGCCAGCCCGGCAGCUUCAAUCAACCCUCGAAGUUUCAAUCACCGGAAACCCCGCCGAAAAGACUGGAGCCGCGGAAAUUGGAAUCGCCGAGGAGAUUCGAACCGCCGUCGAUCGUCACCGGUUUAUUGUCGGUAGCGCCGUCCUCGGCGUCCGGGAUGAACCGCGUCACCGCACUCAGAGGGCAAUACGAACAACCAGACGGCCAAGCGAAAUCCGUGCAAAAAGAACGCUCGCCGAUUCCAGGUGACGCGAUAGACUCGAGCGACGAGUAUCUAGUAUCCUGCACCAACAAGCCGUCCAGAUCCAUCGUCCUGUCGAAAUCCGAGUCGUGGCAUCAACUGGCGCUCUCCCGGAAUCAUCACUCUUCGCCGCGUCUGUCCGCGCAGGACACUUUACCUCCGCAACCGCCUCCGCCCGCAAGCACAUCUUACCUUCCGCCCAAGCCCAAGUCCAAAUCACCGUCGCCCUACAGAAUGAAGAAGCAGUACGAGGCGUCCUCGUCCUCGGACAGCGUAAAGAAAAUGGAGAGCAAGAUUCGCAGGUACUUUGACAAUCCGACAAACGACGGCGCCGCGGAAGCGAGGGAUUCCAAGGGCAGGCGUUUCUCGUCGCGCGACUCGCUCAAGAAUCACGGUCUCAUCGGUCUAUCCAGAAGUCGCACUAUGCCGGGGAUAUGCGACGAGAGCACGCUGCGUCUGGUGAUCCCGACAGCGCCGCAAAUUUCUGUGUCAAGUCUCAACACCGCCGACGUGGAUAAGGUGUUCGACGACAUCUUCGAGGAGGCCACUAAAGCCGAUGAUCAUCACUUCUAACCAGCCAAUUUUCCUCUCAAGUGUCAUAAGUCCGAGCGCGAUAUACCAACACGAGGCACUGAAUGCAAUAAAGUGAUGGUUUGUCUGAGACUGCCAAAAGUACUUCUUGUGUAAGCCGAUGACGCGAUGCUCUGCGCCGUGUUGAACAUUGUGAUAAAAAUGCUUUAUUACGAUAAAGUGUGAUUUUACUCGACAGCGUGGCCUGCAGUUGUAAUCUUGGAUGAUACGCCAUUCUCAUCGGUCGGUUUAUUCUAAUCAGACUGUUUAUAUUUUAAAAGUUUGUAUAUAAUUAUUGUUGGUUACUAUUUUUAUUUAUUUUGGUUAAUGCUAAAAUUUAUUAUUCCUCUGUUUUCUUUCAAAUUUAACUUUGAUUAAUGUGUAGUAGAAUAUUUUUUUCGUAUAAAUAUGAAUCCAAUAUUAUCUCAUUACAUUUUGCAUGUAAAAUGUCAUGUAUUUUAUUUAGAAAAGUUAUUGGUUAUUUUUUAUAGAUUUUUGUAGAUUGAAAAGAAUUGACGGUAGUUAAUGCGCGCUUAUAUGCGCUUAGUGAGAUUCGGAUUUACGAUCGCAGAAGUGAUUUGAAAUUUAUAUUAAAAUUUUCUUCGAACAAUCUUACAUUUCAACAGGUCUGAUUAGAAACCGCAUUUUUGAAGUACAGAAAUGUUUCGUGAUGCACCGAAACACAAAGUUAGCCAGCUCUCCACGGAAGAAAUAUUA